GAUAGAAACACGUUGAGCUAAGUUGUCAGUCAAACUGGUAUCGACCGCCCGACAGUGAAAGCCAGGUUAUUUGUCAUAAAUCCAGGCUGUAUGUGUUAGCAGUAUAAACAGGGCUGUUUUGGCUCGUUGUUCUGUGUGAUCUCAGACCGCAGGAGGAUAUGCUGGUUGAUAAUCUGCCAGAUCUCAGUCAGGAAGGAAGCAUUUGCGCUACAAACCUGCAGACCUGAGCUAACUAACCCAUUUUUAUUCAACUGCUUCACGGCUCCUUUCCACUGCGUUUUUUUCUUUCUUUUUUUUUUGGAAAUGAGAACGACAUUAUUCCUGCUGCCCGCCAUCUCAUGCUGCUGGUUGGUCAGUGCCACACUUUCAAAAUCUGAUGCAAAGAAGUCGCAUAAAGCUGAGGCCGAGACUUCUCCAGCUGAGUUGUGUGUGUUGGAGAGAGGCCUUGUUGUUUCAGACCCGCACUGGAAAGACAUAGUGAAGGAGGAAAAGAGAUACUGUGCUCACAUCAAGAAAACAUUUCAAGGACAAGUGCUCGGAUAUGUCACACCUUGGAAUUCCCACGGCUAUGACAUCACCAAGAUGUUUGGCUCUAAACUCACGUCAGUGUCUCCAGUGUGGCUUCAGCUCCGCCGACGGGGACCCGAAACCUUUGAUGUUACUGGACUCCACGAUCACGACCCAGGCUGGGUCAAAGCUGUACGAAAGUCGAACAAAAAAGUGAGGAUGGUGCCUCGGCUGCUGUUUGAUGGCUGGUCUUACCAGGACUACAUGAGCGUGCUGGGGAGUGAAGAUGAAAUUGAAGAGCUGGGAAGUGAGCUGGUGGAUGUGGCAAAGACUGAAGGUUUCGAUGGGUUCACCUUGGAGCUGUGGAGCCAGCUGGGAGGGAACAAACGAAAGGAGCUGGUCCAUUUGGUAAAACACAUAUGUGAGGCUUUGAAGGCUAAAAGAUUAGACUGCAUUCUUGUCAUCCCACCUGCUGUGACAAGUACGGGGCAGCCAGGUAUGUUUGGCAGGGAGGAGUUUGAGCAGCUAGCUCCUGCCGUCGAUGGAUUCAGCCUCAUGACAUAUGACUACUCCAGCGGUGCCAGGCCCGGCCCGAGUGCUCCCCUACCCUGGGUCAGAGACUGUGUCCUCCAGCUUGCACCCAACACUCAGUGGAGGCAAAAGAUCCUGCUUGGACUCAACUUGUAUGGCCUUGAUUUUGCAAGCCAGGGAACAGAGCCGAUCCUGGGAGGAAGGUACGUAGAGAUUUUGCGAGAACACAGGCCAAAACAUCUGUGGGAUGAAUAUUCUGGAGAGCACUACUUCACAUACAAGAGGAACAAUGCAGUGAAGCAUGUGGUGUACUAUCCAUCACUGAAGUCCAUCUACCUGAGGAUUUCUUUAGCUACUGAACUGGGAACAGGGAUUUCCUUAUGGGAAUUAGGACAAGGACUGGACUAUUUCUAUGAUCUCCUAUGAGAGUUGGACUUGAUAAGUGAAGACUGUGGACCCCAAAUCAUCAGCACAUGGAUUUUAUUUCUUUUUUCCCUAAAUAUGGUGCACCAAAAAUUCAAGAGCUAUAAGCUUUUUUUUUGUUUGAGGGUUAUGAACUGUUGAGGAAUCUUGUCUACAGGAACACAUUUGGGAUGUGUUGAUUGAAAGGAUAUUAGCAGCAGACACAAGGUACUUCAGUGUGUUGUAUUCCUUUUCAUGGAUUAUAUUGUGAAAAAAUUCAGUUUGUACAGUACAGAGUGCAGUAACACAUCUCCAUCUCCAGCAACAGAGGGUGCAUGAUCAUCGAUAUGUAUACAGUUUAAAUGAAGGGUUAUAUUGUUGUUCUGAGGGUCUCAGAGCUCACGUGCCCCAAACAUCUGCAGCCUCUCCUCAGUCCAGAUCCAGAAAUCUUCUGUUUUGCUCUUCAUCAACCACAAUCGUGUCUGCUCUUGGAGUCUUUGCUUGCUGUGAAGAUGAAUCUUUCUGUGGUUUUGAACAUCCCCAAAACCUGACGCCGCAAGUUUUGUCAUUUUUUUUAAUUUUCAAACUGAGACAUUUGAUUGUGUGUUUUUUUUUAUUAGGUUUAUAAUGACAGCAUUGACAAGUAAUGAAGUUGUAUUUACAGUGUUGCCAAACAUCUUCCAAUAUUUGUCUGAGAUGAAUGUUUAAUUACAUGAAUAUAUAAAUGUGGAACAACUGAGCUGUUUAAGUUGAUGUUCCUGAUGUUAAAAAUUACUUGGCACCACAGAGCAGUAUUAGAUUAUUUACAGCAAGUGUGGUUGACUGCAUAUUCUGACCAGUUAUUAGGUGUCUGUCAAUGACUACGUGCACAGCAUCUUCUGGACUUGCUGGAAAACAGAGAUAAAUAUGAGAGGGCUUUAGGUUUAGCUUUUAAAAAUGCUAAAAAAGUCUUUUUCAAAUUAGUAUCUGUGCUCUGCAGUUCUGCUCACCUGUGUAUGAUCCACCACUGUCUUUCACAAAGUCUUCCACAACCAAGGGCAGGUUGGCAAAGUCAGGCCUCCGCACCAGUUCAA
Messenger RNA from Chelmon rostratus (copperband butterflyfish), 2513 nucleotides. RefSeq names its product chitinase domain containing 1 (gene chid1). The coding region runs from base 304 to 1464 and encodes 386 amino acids. The record is from RefSeq and is a predicted model, not a curated record. Lineage: Eukaryota; Metazoa; Chordata; Actinopteri; Chaetodontiformes; Chaetodontidae. Gene Ontology annotation, biological process: carbohydrate metabolic process. Gene Ontology annotation, cellular component: extracellular region. Gene Ontology annotation, molecular function: oligosaccharide binding; chitin binding. The transcript is spliced from 12 exons.